Molecule: messenger RNA, 2101 nt
Organism: Pelobates fuscus (common spadefoot toad)
Lineage: Eukaryota; Metazoa; Chordata; Amphibia; Anura; Pelobatidae
Gene: JMJD7
Product: jumonji domain containing 7
Exons: 8
Coding region: 23-1078 (351 amino acids)
Molecular function (GO): 2-oxoglutarate-dependent dioxygenase activity
Source: RefSeq, a predicted model, not a curated record
UUCCUUUUAGCCGCUUACAUUAAUGGUAAAGCCUCUUUUUGUGCAACGAAUUUCUUAUUGGCUGGUUUUCGACACGUGGGUGUGCAACCCUCGUUUUGCAUACCACAGCGUUACUGCUUCAAUAAGAAUGGCAGGUACAGUGCAUUCUGUAUGGAAAUGUUUAGAAGACUUCUCCGAGGAAUCCAGGGAACUUCAAGGUACUGAUUUCAUCCCUUACCUCGAAAAGCCACCAAUGCCCUUGCAGUUUUAUCGAGAAUGGCUGUGUCCUAACAGACCUUGUAUUAUACGCAACGCUAUAUCUCACUGGCCUGCCCUGCUUAAAUGGACAACAGAUUAUUUACGGUCAUGUAUUGGAUCCAAGGUUGUAAGUGUGGCAGUCACUCCAAAUGGUUAUGCAGAUGCUGUACACAACAAUCGGUUUGUCAUGCCAGAGGAAAGGGCAAUGAAGUUAUCUGAUGUUCUGGAUAUUCUGGAGCUGAAAACAAAAGCCUCAGGUGUAUUUUACAUCCAAAAGCAAUGCUCAAAUCUUACAGAAGAAUUUCCUGAACUGAUGGGGGAUGUGGAGAGCCAUAUACCAUGGAUGAGUGAAGCACUAGGAAAGCUUCCCGACGCUGUUAACUUCUGGUUGGGUGAGGAAGCUGCAGUGACUUCCAUGCAUAAAGAUCAUUAUGAGAAUUUAUACUGUGUGAUAUCAGGAGAGAAGCAUUUUAUCCUACAUCCUCCAAGUGAUCGUCCAUUUAUUCCUUAUGAAAUGUACCAGCCUGCUAAAUAUCGUGUACAUGACGAUGGUUCAUUCCAAGUGGUGGAUGAAGAGGGAGCAGAAAAGAUUCCUUGGAUUCCUCUAGACCCAUUAUCUCCAGACUUGAAUCUGUAUCCAGAAUACAGGAAGACUAGACCAUUUCACUGCACAGUGAGAGCAGGAGAAAUGCUUUAUCUUCCCUCCUUAUGGUUUCACCAUGUUCGUCAAUCUCAUGGCUGCAUUGCAGUAAAUUAUUGGUACGACAUGGAAUAUGAUAUGCGAUACCACUACUUUCAGCUUAUUGACUCUCUUACCAAAGCCAUGGUAAACCAGAAAUAAUUCAAAACUCAGUAUGGCCUGGAAUAAGCAGAACCUUCUGGAAGAGAUGGCUCCAAAUGAUUAUCUUAUAGUGAAACUGAGAUAAUUAUCAUCAGAUUUAAAGACAUUAUGAAGCCCGGGACUCUUCAACACAGCUAAUUUAAAAGACUUUAUUUUAUAGCAACAAACUUAAAUUAAGUUGAAUGAGUUGAAUAAUGAAUUAAAAUGGUACUUCUAAUGAGUACAAUUUGGGUGCAGUAUUUCUAAGAGAUCCUAACUUGUUGAAAAAUAAUGUUUAGCUAAAAUAUGUUUCCCCCCUUAUCUGAUGUAUUAUGAUGUAUCAUACCACAUGUACAAUAAAGUAACAGUUACUCAACACAAGAUAAUUUAGGUAAAUAGUUCCUUAUUUUGUUGUAUUGUUCUUACUGUAAAAAAUCCUCUGCAGUAAGUAAAAUCUUUUCUUAAGUGUCAAUAGAUGAUCUAUGUCUUUUUAGCAAACAUGUAAAUGACCAAGAGCUAUUUGUUUUGGUUCUGUGUAUAUUUGUUUAAUGUGACUAUAAAACUUCCAAAAUGCCUUCCUACUAAUAUGAACAGAGGUUAGAAAUAUUGCAUUUGAUUUUAACUAAACUCUCCCUUUCUUCUUGUUGAUUUUUGUAUCCCAAUUUUCUCAAUUGCUUUAAUGUCCUUUAAAACUAUAGCCUCACAUUGCCCCAUAUUUUUAAACUGGGGUCUUGCAAUGAUUCUUCCCCCCUGCAUUACUAUGGACUUAAGUGUAUUAACCAUUCACAUAUGCAAUUAAACACAGAUCUCACCUAAAGUCCAGGUUAUUGCUGUAUUUCAGAAAUAGCUCCAUGCAGCUGAUCACUCGAGCAAAAAGGCUUAGGUGUUGCUUGCCCUAUGUUAUAUGGCAGCACUCCCAUACAUGCAGUGUAUGCUCUCCAUACACUGUGAUCACUACAUGCCUGUGCCACCCUGCUGCUCAGUCUUAUAAAAGAGGCAUUGUAACAAUUGCCAGGGUCAGUUAUCAACAUGAGAAACGAUUAC